CCUUCAGCCCCUCACACCCUCCACGCUCUCUCUCUCUCUCUCUCUCACAAUUUCUCUCCUUCAAAAUUCCCCAUUGUUUAUUCUCUUUCUUCCAGACUUGAAAGCAUGAAACAACUGAUCCGCCGGCUCUCCCGAGUUGCCGACUCGUCCCAGUACUGCCUGCUGCGCUCCGACUCCAAUCAGGUGCGCCGAGCGCGGCAGCCACGGCGGGCGGAGUCCUUCCGAGUCAAGCUGCGGCGCUCGUCGUCCAAUUCCCCGGUGGUACCCGAGGGCCAUGUGCCCGUCUACGUGGGCGACGAGAUGGAGCGGUUCGUGGUGUCGGCCGAGCUCCUGAACCACCCAAUCUUCGUGAAGCUGCUCAACAAGUCAGCCCAGGAGUACGGGUACGAGCAGAAGGGCGUGCUCCGCAUCCCCUGCCACGUGCUAGUCUUCGAGCGCGUCCUCGAGGCCCUCCGCCUCGGCCACGACCACUCGCGUGACCUCCAGGACCUCCUCAAUUCCUUGAUCUCCUCCGACGACUUCUUCUAAAGGAUUUCGCUUUUUCUUGUUCUUUUUUUUCGUUUUCACUUCUCAAAGACUGUCAGUGAGCUUAGGUGAGAGAAAGAGAGAGUCAGAUAGACCUCGCAUGGUAAUCCAGGGAGAUCGUGUCGGUUAUUUUUUUUUUCCUCCUUUUUGUAAAUAUUUUGCGAUCUUCGUCCUCCACUCGUCUUCAGAAAGAAAGAGAUGCAGAAAAUAUAGGGUUUUGUUUCUUGUGCUUUGGUUGUAAAGAUGAAAAGAAUAUCUGUAGCUGUAAGCAAUGCAGUGCUUGUUCUUUGUUGAUUUUUUUUUUUUUUUUUGCUCCAGUUUUGGAUUUAUUCAUAUGUGGGUGGUUUGUGUUUGUUUCCUCGGAUAAUGAUGGGAAAAGGAAAGAAAAGAAAAGAAAGAUCUGGGGAUUAAAGAUCUUUAAUUUGUUGCAGAGUAAAAACAAAAAAGAAGAGAGAAUUCCCGAGU
Alnus glutinosa is the source of this 990-nucleotide messenger RNA. Its product is annotated as auxin-responsive protein SAUR71-like. Lineage: Eukaryota; Viridiplantae; Streptophyta; Magnoliopsida; Fagales; Betulaceae. Gene Ontology annotation, biological process: response to auxin. The record is from RefSeq and is a predicted model, not a curated record. The transcript has a single exon. The coding region runs from base 106 to 528 and encodes 140 amino acids.